GCCAGAGCACUUCCGCUGCAGGGGUUGGCGCUUGAGGCCUGCGUUCCCAGGAGGGAGAAGCAACAGAAAGACAAGGCUUACAAUGCUGGCUCCAGUGUGAGAGCUGGGCUCAGGACCACGCCUGCCUCCCACCCAGUGGGUGGGACAGCUGUUGUGUUGGUUGGUUGAUGCCCUAAGAUGUCAGCUGAGGAUGCGCUCAGUGGUUCAGCUGGUUAGUCCAAAGUCACACGACUGACAAACAGUAGCUUCUUCCCAGGUUCCUGCAGAGGCCAAAAGAUAGCAUCGGGUCACCUGGUGCUUGAGUUACAGACAGUUACAAGUCACCUGAUGUGGGUGCUGGGAGCCGAACCCUGGUCAUCUGCAAGAGCAGCAAGGCUUCCUAACAACAGAACCAUCUCUGUAGCCCAAUGAAAUAGUUUUUGUUAGGCUCUCCUGUUAACAAGACAGCUGUUCCCAGGACGAGGAGGCCAGAAUGACCAAGUUCAAGGAGAUGGUGACAUUCGAAGAUGUGGCCGUGGUCUUCAGUGAGGAGGAGCUGGGGCUGCUGGACGCUGCCCAGAGGAAGCUGUACCAGGAUGUGAUGCUGGAGAACUUCAGGAAUGUGGUCUCCCUGGGCCGUCAGACCAUCACACCAGAUGUUUUACCCCAGCUCAAGAAAGAAGACAAAUUUUGGGUGAUGAGGACUACAGCCUGGAACGGUGGCUCUGCAGGAGACAAGAAUCUAAACAAGAUGAAGUCUCUUCAGGAAGGAGGAUUUAGACACCCGCCACACAGGGAGCUUUUCUGUUCACAAAUUUGGCAACAAGCAACAAACGAAUUAACUGGAGGUCAAGAUUCCAUGGUAAAUACUGGAGAAACUGAAUCACAUUUGAAAUUUGUGCGAUAUGAAUGUAAAUGCUUCAGUCAGCAUUCAUGUCUUCAGGUUCACCACAGAGCACGCCCUGGCCAAAAACCUUAUGGAGGGGAGGGAUGUGAUAAAGGUUCCGUUUGGGGCUCUCAUCUUCAUGCUAAUACAAGAGAGAAGCCCUACAGGUGUGAAAAAUGUGACAGCACCUUCUGUCGGUUUUCAAGUCUUCAGUCCCAUCAGAGAGUGCAUGAUAGAGACAAAUCAAACAAAUCUGAUGCAUUGUGUAAAGGCUUCAGUCAAAGGCCACGAUUUCCCCAUCAUCAAAGUAUCCCCACUGGAGAGAGUCCAAACAAAUACGAGAAGUGUAAGAAUGCUGGGAAAAGCUCACAUCGCCAAGCUCCUUCAUUAGUCCACCCAGGAGAGAACCGCUACAAGUGUGAAGAGUGUGGGGUGGACUUCAGUCAGAGCUCAUGUCUUCAAGUCCAUCAGAGAGUCCACUCUGGAAAGAAACCUUACAAGUGUGAAGAGUGUGGGAAGGGCUUCAGCUGGCGUUCACGUCUACAAGCCCACCAGCGAAUCCACACCGGAGAGAAACCGUACAAAUGUGAUGCAUGUGGCAAGGGCUUUAGUUACAGCUCACACCUUAACAUUCAUUGUAGAAUCCACACCGGAGAAAAACCCUAUAAAUGUGAGGAGUGUGGGAAAGGCUUCAGUGUGGGCUCACACCUUCAAGCCCAUCAGAUAAGCCACACUGGAGAGAAACCAUACAAAUGUGAGGAGUGCGGGAAAGGCUUCUGUCGGGCCUCAAAUCUUCUGGACCAUCAGAGAGGCCACACUGGAGAGAAGCCAUACCAAUGCGAUGCUUGUGGAAAGGGCUUCAGUCGUAGCUCUGAUUUUAACAUUCAUUUUAGAGUCCAUACAGGUGAAAAACCCUAUAAGUGUGAGGAGUGUGGGAAGGGCUUCAGCCAGGCCUCAAAUCUUCUGGCUCAUCAGAGAGGCCACACUGGAGAGAAACCCUACAAAUGUGGUACCUGUGGGAAGGGCUUCAGUCGGAGUUCAGAUCUUAAUGUUCAUUGUAGAAUCCAUACAGGAGAGAAGCCCUAUAAGUGUGAGAAGUGCGGGAAAGCCUUCAGUCAGUUCUCAAGUCUUCAGGUGCAUCAGAGAGUCCAUACAGGAGAGAAGCCAUAUCAAUGUGCAGAGUGUGGGAAGGGCUUCAGUGUAGGCUCACAGCUCCAAGCUCAUCAGAGGUGCCACACUGGAGAAAAACCAUAUCAGUGUGAGGAGUGUGGGAAGGGCUUCUGUCGGGCCUCAAAUUUUCUGGCUCAUCGUGGAGUCCACACAGGAGAAAAACCAUACCGAUGUGAUGUGUGUGGAAAGCGCUUCCGUCAGAGGUCCUACCUUCAUGACCACCACAGAAUCCACACUGGAGAGAAACCAUACAAAUGUGAGGAGUGUGGGAAAGGCUUCAGUUGGAGCUCAUACCUCAAAGCCCAUCAGAGGGUCCACACUGGAGAGAAACCAUACAAAUGUGAGGAGUGUGGGAAAGGCUUCAGUUGGAGCUCAUACCUUCAAGCCCAUCAGAGGGUCCACACUGGAGAGAAACCAUACAAGUGUGAGGAGUGUGGGAAAGGCUUCAGCUGGAGCUCAAGUCUCAUUAUUCAUCAGCGAAUCCAUACUGAUGAUGAGGGUGACAGGGACCCUUCUUCAUCAGAGGAUUCAUACAAGAAAUAAACUCUCCAAUUUUAUGUUUUAAUAUCUCAAGUGGGUGCUUAAAUAAUUACCUGGUAACUACCUGAGCUGUCAGCAGAGACAAAAGAGUUGUUUCAUAAAUGUAUGUUUGCUAGACCUAUGGUACAUAGUUCACACUGUUUGAGAGACCAGACAGCAGAAGAGACCAGUAAGAGUAGAGCUGUGAUAGCUUCAGAACCUUGGCCCUCAUCAGGUACGUGCAGACAAGAUGCUCAGGAAGGACAGAUCGGGCCUGGAGUUAAUUAGAAGUCCUAAAUGUGACAGUCUGUUUCAGUGGAAUGUAAACUCCCAAAGGUGGGGACUCUGUUCACUGCCAAAUGUCUUACUUUCUAAAGCCCAACACAUUGUCUCUUUUCAUUAGUAAGUUAGUAGCAAGAAAGGCAGGUAUAAUAGAUCAUAGUUCUAAUUCCAGCGCUCAAGGGGUUUUCCAUGAGUUUGGGAUCCACCAGAGCUGCAGUGCGACCAUCUCAAGAGACCGAAAUAACAGUAAAUACGUGCAUAGCAGAGACCUCAGGCAUUUGAAAUAUUUUGCUGUGUUGUCUGUAAAAGUUCCUGUAAAAUGUCCCCAGAAGUGUUCAGAAGGCUUGUGGGGCCUGUAAACUAGUCACAUGGGCUCAUUUUCUCAACCCUACUGGGAAUAUCUAUCAAAAGGAAGGUCUCAGCCUGUCAGCAUGUCCAGAAUCUGUUGUGGACAUUUUUUUUAUUCCUAACCACUUCAUUGAAGUGUAAUUUGCACGACAACAUGCACAAAUCUUGUUUAUGGCUUCCUAAAUUUUGACCAAUGUAUGCAUAUGUAUAAUAAUUAUCACCAACAUCAAUGUAUAUAAUAUUUUUACUAAGCAGAAAGAUACUGUACACCCCUUUCUGGUCAGUCCCCUUUAAUGCCGGCAAAUAUGAUUUCCAUACUUCAGAUUCCUUAGGUUUGUUUUGAGCUUCCUGUGGGCUAAGUAUGCACCAUUUGUGGGUUCUUUUUUCAUUUAUAUGUUUAUGUGUAUGAGUGUUAUACCUGCAUGUAUGUAUGUAUACCACAUGCAUGCAAUGCCCACGGAGGUCAGAAGAGGGCAUCAGAUCCCUGGAACUGGAGUUAAAGACAGUUGUUAGCCACCAUGUGGGUGCUAGGAACCAAACCCACGUCCUCUGGAAGAGCAUUCAGUGCUCUUAACCACUGAGCCAUCUGUCCAAUUCCUGUUUGCAGGUUCUUUUCUGAACAGAUACAGGGAAAACAUUGAACAGAUUUUACCGUCUAUCCAUGCUGAAAAUUCUCAGUGAGAUAAAUUAUCUAUGAAAUCUAAGCCAAAUGUGAUGACUUAUGUGUGAAAUGUCAGCACAUGAGAGGUGGAGGUAAGGGAAUUGGGUGUUAAAGGUGAGCAUUCACUGCAUAAUGAAUUUGAAGCCAGCCUUGUCUGCAUGACACCUUGUCUCAAAAACCAAACAGGGCUAGUGAGAUAGCUCAGGAGAUAAAGGCGCCUGCCACCAAGUGUGAUGACCUGAGUUCAAUCUCAGGACCCACAUGGUGGAGAGAAUCGACUUCCACAAGUUGUCCUCUGGCCUCCCCAUGUGUGCCACGGCAUAUGCCCCCCCU
Molecule: messenger RNA, 4178 nt
Organism: Nannospalax galili (Upper Galilee mountains blind mole rat)
Lineage: Eukaryota; Metazoa; Chordata; Mammalia; Rodentia; Spalacidae
Gene: Znf45
Product: zinc finger protein 45
Exons: 8
Coding region: 473-2578 (701 amino acids)
Biological process (GO): regulation of transcription by RNA polymerase II
Cellular component (GO): nucleus
Molecular function (GO): RNA polymerase II cis-regulatory region sequence-specific DNA binding; DNA-binding transcription activator activity, RNA polymerase II-specific
Source: RefSeq, a predicted model, not a curated record